GAGCGCGCGAUGCUGGCGACGCUGGCGAGGGUGGCAGCUCUGCGAAGAACCGGCCUCCUCUCCGGCCGGUGCGGCGGGAGGGGGCUGUGGACCGGCCGCCCGCAGUCAGAUAUGGACAAUAUAAAGCCAUUGGAGGGUGUAAAAAUACUGGAUCUUACAAGAAUCCUGGCGGGACCUUUUGCUACUAUGAAUUUAGGAGAUCUUGGAGCAGAAGUUAUAAAAGUGGAGAGACCAGGAGCUGGUGAUGAUACACGAACUUGGGGGCCACCUUUUGUGGGGACAGAAAGUAUAUAUUAUCUCAGUGUUAAUCGAAAUAAAAAAAGUAUUGCUGUUAAUAUCAAGGAUCCAAAAGGGGUGAAAAUCAUCAAAGAG
Molecule: messenger RNA, 372 nt
Organism: Carlito syrichta (Philippine tarsier)
Lineage: Eukaryota; Metazoa; Chordata; Mammalia; Primates; Tarsiidae
Gene: SUGCT
Product: succinyl-CoA:glutarate-CoA transferase
Exons: 5
Molecular function (GO): catalytic activity
Source: RefSeq, a predicted model, not a curated record